This is a messenger RNA of Leptopilina boulardi, 1382 nucleotides long. Its product is annotated as leucine-rich repeat-containing protein 57. The record is from RefSeq and is a predicted model, not a curated record. The transcript is spliced from 2 exons. Gene Ontology annotation, molecular function: protein binding. Lineage: Eukaryota; Metazoa; Arthropoda; Insecta; Hymenoptera; Figitidae. Bases 292 to 1008 code for a protein of 238 amino acids.
CGUCAAUAAUUUUUGACAAGUAACACGUCUGUCAUUGAUUUGACAUUUUUUUACUAAUUUUUGGUUUUAAAAUUACCUUGUUUCUUGUGAUUAGAAGAAAUUCUAAAUAUACAUUACUUGAGGAAAUUGACAAUAUAUCAAAUUAAGGAAUUCAAAACCGGGAAAUUAGUGAAAAAAGUGAAACUUCAGAAAGUACAGUCCGUAUAAAAAAUGAACACGUGGUACAGUCGAUAUAAACAAUGAAAGUUAGAAUUUUCCUAAACUGAAAAUUAAAAAAAAAAAUUUAUAAUCAUGGGAAAUUCUGGAUUAAAACAACAUUAUGAGACAGCAAAAAAAACUGGAACUUUGACACUUUCAAAAAGAAAAUUAGAUGAAUUUCCACAAAAUUUACAAGCCCUGACACCAUUGCUACGUACAUUGGAUAUUUCGGAAAAUAAAUUCCUUCAUCUUCCUGUGGAAAUAAAGGCUUUCACUUUACUCAAACAUUUGAAUAUAAGUCAUAAUAAAAUUGUCGAUUUACCCGAGGAAAUGGGUGUAUUAUUAAAACUUGAGAGUUUAAAUGCAAGUUCAAAUCAAUUGAAAAUGUUACCAUUUUCACUAUCGAAAUUAACGAAUUUAAAACAAGUUAAUCUCUCUGAUAAUUGUUUAAUGGAAUUUCCAUUAAUGUUUUGUGGUUUAAAACAUUUGGAUGUUUUGGAUGUAUCGAAGAAUAAAUUAACACACGUUCCUGAUGCGGCAUCAUCGCUUCAUGUUACUGAAUUGAAUUUAAAUCAAAAUCAUAUUUCAAUUAUUUCAAAUAAAUUAGCCGAAUGUAAAAGACUAAAAACAUUGAGACUUGAAGAAAAUUGUCUACAAAUAAAUUCAAUUCCUGCAACAAUUUUAAAAGAUUCAAAAGUUUCUGUUUUGGCACUAGAUGGAAAUCUUUUUGAAAUGAAACAAUUUGCCGAUCUUGAUGGUUAUGAAAACUACAUGGAACGUUAUACUGCUGUGAAAAAGAAAAUGUUUUAAAUUCUGAUAAUUCUCAGCCAAAAUUGCGGAUUAGAUUUUACAGAGUUUAUUUUAAAUCAAUUUUUUAAAGCAAUUGAGUUUUUAUUAAUUAAAUCCAAUGAUUAUAAAAAUUAAUUAGAAGCAUAAUAAAACAUAAUUUACAUAAGAGUAUCAAUUAGAAAUGUAUUAAUUAAAAGUAUUAAAACAUAUAUACUUUUGAUCUUUUUAACAUUUCUAUUUUUAUAUAUAUAUAUUUAUAUCAAUUUUAGAUUUUUCACAAACUCUAGAUGUUUUCUUAUAUACAGUGUAUAUGUAAAUUGUGAAUAUUAUCAAUGUACAAAGUUAUGUAAAAAUAAUGUAUUUCCUUAUACUCACAACAAAAUAUAUUAUUUAUU